AUGAGAUAUGAUGAAAAUGAAGGAAUUAGCGUAUCUUCCUUUAAAUCACCACCUAUCAAAGUUAUACCAUUUUAUGUAAAUGAAAAAUCAAGUAACAAUAUUAAUAGUAAUAAUAAUAAUGCCAAUAUUACAAUUACGACAAGUCAAAAUACAACCAAUAAUAAUAAUAAUAAUAAUAAUAAUAAUAAUAAUAAUAAUAAUAAUAAUAUUAACAGGAAAAUUUUAAUUCAUAAACAUUCUUUUUCCGGUGAACUUACAUUUAAUUUACCACAACCACAACAACAAUCGCAACUUAAUACAAGUGGUGGAUAUUCACCAUUAGGUGGUACAUCACCAUCCUCACCAUUAUCCCCACCAGUUCAGCACAUUAAUAGAUCCCCAACUCUCUCAAACAUACCUACCCAACAAUUACAGCAAUCACCAUCAUCACUAUCACCAUUAUCCCCUUUAUCCCCCACAACAGGAGGAAAACAAAAUUCAUUAACUCUUUCACCCCCACCCCCAUCCUCUGUAAAUAAACCACCACCAAUACCCUCAAAUAGAGCCUUACCAUCCUUACCAGGCAAACCCCCGGUACCAUCCCAGCAUACUAAACCAACACACUGUCGUAGUCAAUCUGCAUCAGCUUCAGCAUCUGGCUCACAUAAUAGUAUAGCACCAAUACCAACACAUAGUAGUCAAAGUAGAACACCACCACCAUUACCAAGUCGUAGCCAAUCUACAUUACUAUUAAGCAACCCACCACCAAUUUCAAUAUACACACCAAAUAGCAAUAGUAAUUCAUAUUCAUCACCACCACAACAAUCGCCCAAUAGUAUAAAUCGUACCCAAUCAAAUAUGGCCUUAUCACCAUCACAACAAAGAAGAAUUCAACCCCAACCACCUAUUACUCACACUCAAUCCAGUUUUUCAUUAACCUCAACCCCUCCAUCUACUCCACCUCCAUUACCCCCAUCAAAUAAACAACAACCCCUUCAACAAAGACCAACCCCACCAAUUCCAAAUCGUAGUUUAUCAAGUUCAACUAUUGAUACACCCUCAUCACCAAAUCCAACUCCACCUAAAACAUUAAAUAGACCUCCACCAUUAAAUAUACCAUCAACAACCCCACCACCAUCACUAUCUUCAUCAACUGAAAAUAUUCAAACUCCAAAAAAUACUCAACAACAACCACAACCACCUCCACCACCACCACCAGCUCCACAGCAAAAUAACAUCUCUGGGUCAGGCCCACCCAAUAGACCACCACCACCAACUCCACAAAGUCGUACAACUGGUGUUCAAAAUAAUAGUUUAUAUCAAUCUAAAAAUUUACCACCCCCAAUUUUUAGUUAAGCAAAAAAUAUGAUUUUUUUUUUUUAAUUAAAAAAAAAAAAAAAAAAAACAAUUCAAUAUAAUAUAAUAUAAUAAAAUAACAAAUCUAAAAUAUAAAUAAAAAAGAAAGAAAAAAUAUUUAAAUAUUUUUUUAUUUGGAAAAUUUUUAAUCAU
Dictyostelium purpureum is the source of this 1488-nucleotide messenger RNA. RefSeq lists its product as uncharacterized. Bases 1 to 1335 code for a protein of 444 amino acids. The record is from RefSeq and is a predicted model, not a curated record. The transcript has 2 exons. NCBI's taxonomy places the organism in Eukaryota, Evosea, Eumycetozoa, Dictyosteliales, Dictyosteliaceae.